AUGUCUGGCCAGGAUACUGAGGACUUUGGAGCAGAAAACCUCUCGGAGAAGUCUCGGAUGAUUCCCAGCCUCCCACCGUACGACAUGGACGACCAGCUCCUUCCAAGGGAACCACGGAGUGCCUGGUGCUGCUUGGCAUGGACCCUGGUGGUGGUCACCAUGAACUCCUUGGUCUUUCUCAUGAAUUUGCUCCUGAUGUUUGUUAUCUUCACUAUCGUGCUGCUUCCCACCAUUGUGGUGGUUUACUUUGGCUUCCAGUGCCACUCCCAGGUGCUGCACUCGGCCGCCCGCUACUGCAAAAGCAUCUUGGAUGACAACAGCUCUUCUGCACUCAUCAUCCUCGGGUUCAUCAUCAUGUCCCCCCUCAUCGUGGCAGCCAUGGCCAUCUACUGCACCCUGGCCCGGCGCCUGCGGCUGCUCCUGUGCUUCCAGCCCCACAGCAGGGCUGUCUACAAGGGGGUGAGGUGGCGUUGGCAGGAGGAGGGAGGUCUCUGCAGCUGCCUCAAGGGCUGGGAUACACCAGUCAAGGCCUGGGUCUGA
Merops nubicus (carmine bee-eater) is the source of this 540-nucleotide messenger RNA. RefSeq names its product transmembrane protein 88-like. The transcript is spliced from 2 exons. Gene Ontology annotation, cellular component: plasma membrane. Lineage: Eukaryota; Metazoa; Chordata; Aves; Coraciiformes; Meropidae. The coding region runs from base 1 to 540 and encodes 179 amino acids. Gene Ontology annotation, molecular function: PDZ domain binding. The record is from RefSeq and is a predicted model, not a curated record.